This is a messenger RNA of Lycium barbarum (goji berry), 1658 nucleotides long. Its product is annotated as phospholipase A1-IIgamma-like. Lineage: Eukaryota; Viridiplantae; Streptophyta; Magnoliopsida; Solanales; Solanaceae. Gene Ontology annotation, biological process: lipid metabolic process. The record is from RefSeq and is a predicted model, not a curated record. Bases 146 to 1333 code for a protein of 395 amino acids. Gene Ontology annotation, molecular function: glycerophospholipid phospholipase A1 activity. The transcript is spliced from 2 exons.
GCACUGAAAGCAUGUUAAUUUCAUGCAUGAGAGAUCCCAAGAGAGAAACGAUUUUGCUUCACUAUAAAUACAUGGUCUAAAUGAUAAGCACAUACCAAAGAAAAACAAAGAGAGAAAGAGAGAAAAAAGGCAUAAAAGAAAAAGAAUGGCUAACAUGGCUGAGAAAUGGGAGGAACUUAGUGGCAAAAACAAUUGGGAUGGGCUAUUAGAACCAUUGGAUGUUGAUCUCCGUAGAUAUCUCAUUCAAUACGGAGAGUUGGCUCAUGUAACUUAUGACACCUUCAUUUCGGAUCCAAUAUCUAAGAAUGUAGGAGCUAGUAGAUACUCGAUGGAAAAUCUUCUUGCUAGGUGUGGGCUUGACCCGCUCAAGUAUAAAGUAACCAAAUACUUCUAUGCUACCUCAUCCAUUUUACUUCCUCGUGAUUUCCAUGUGAAAUCAUCGUCAUGCGAUUCAUGGUGGAAGAAAUCAAAUUUUAUGGGGUACAUUGCUGUGGCUACUGAUGAGGGGAAAGUUUCACUAGGAAGGAGGGAUAUUGUAAUUGCUUGGCGAGGAACAAUUCAGACACUGGAGUGGUGGGAAGAUUGUAAAUUUUUACUUAUUCCAGGAAUAGAAGUAUUUUUGGGUGCAUCAGCACUUCAUUCGACACCUUUGUUGCAUCAUGGCUUCUACAGCAUGUAUACAUCAAAAGAUUCACAAUCAAAGUUUAAUAAAACUAGUGCCAGACACCAGGUCAUUGAAGAAGUGAAAAGAUUGGUUGAGGAAUAUAAGGACGAAGAGGUAAGCAUAACAGUGACUGGCCACAGCCUCGGUGCAUCACUUGCAACCUUAAAUGCAGCUGACAUAGCUUACAAUGAAAUCAACAAGUCAAGCACUGGCAAGGAGUUCCCAGUGACAGCUUUUGUAUUCGCAAGUCCUAAAGUUGGGGAUUAUCUUUUUCAAAAUGCAGUUUCUCAACUGAAACACCUCCACAUCUUGAGAAUUCGUAACGAACCUGAUAUUGUUCCGAAAUUACCAAAUCUAGAUGUCUAUUUCGAAGUUGGGAAGGAAAUAAUAAUUGACACCACAAAAUCCCCCUAUUUGAAGCUUAAUCCUGGAGACCUACACACACCACAUAAUUUGGAGGGUUACUUGCACGGAAUUGAUGGUACCCAAGGAUCAGGAGAUUUUAAACUAGAGGUGCAUCGCGAUCUCGCACUUGUCAACAGGGUAUGGGACAUUCUAAAAGAUGAAUAUCAUGUCCCUGGGGCUUGGUGGAUCGAGAAGAACAAAGGAAUGGUUCAACAAAAAGAUGGAACUUGGCUUCUCAUGGAUCGCGAGGAUUAUGACUUUUGAGAGAGAGCUAUGGUUUUAUUUAUUUCUUUUCAUGUAAUGUGUGAAUAAAGGGGCUCUUUCGUGUAAGGUUACCCUAAUAAUACGGGAUAAGGAAUAUCCGUACGCCUAAAGCUCGAAAUGAGGUUGUCCGAUCCUUUCUGGUUCCUGAGGUGGUCAACCUUAUAGUCAAUUUAUUUGCUAAACUUGUCAACUAAUUUUAAUUUAUGUGUCAAUUUCUGUUUUGUUUUUGUUAUUAUUUUGAGAGAUAUGUAAUGGAUCUUACGGCUUGUUGGGAUGGUUGUCGUAUCGCAUUGUUAUUUUAAUAUAAUAUUUAUUUUGAUUAUUA